Messenger RNA from Tinamus guttatus (white-throated tinamou), 1443 nucleotides. Lineage: Eukaryota; Metazoa; Chordata; Aves; Tinamiformes; Tinamidae. The record is from RefSeq and is a predicted model, not a curated record.
CAUAUCAGCAGCCAGCCUGAGCAGCAGGCUCCACCAAAAACACAGGCUUCAAAGAAAGAAGAAAAGAAAGGGUCAGGAAAGACAGAUGAAUCUCUCUCGGCUAGAUUCAAAGGUGAUGGUGUAAGAUACAAAGCUAAACUAAUUGGCAUUGAGCCAGAAGCAAGAGGAGACAAAAUGAGUCAGGAUUCAAUCAUGAAGCUGAAGGGAAUGGCAGUGGCAGCCCGUUCCCAGGGUCAGCACAAACAGAAGAUAUGGCUAAACAUCUCUCUCUCUGGUAUCAAGAUAAUGGAUGAGAAAACUGGGGUUAUAGAGCGUGAGCAUCCUGUGAACAAAAUCUCCUUUAUUGCUCGGGAUGUAACAGACAACCGGGCCUUUGGCUAUAUUUGUGGAGGAGAAGGCCAACACCAUUUUUUUGCAAUAAAAACAGCACAGCAGGCUGAGCCUCUAGUUGUUGAUCUUAAGGACCUCUUCCAGCUAAUAUAUAAUACAAAGAAAAAGGAGGAGGAAGACAAGAAAAAGGCAAAAGUCAAUAAGACUGAGAAUGGUAAUGAAGCACUACCUGCUGAUCAGGCUGACAAACUGAAACUGGGAAUUAACCAGAUGAACUUGUUUGGGGAUAUGUCCACACUUCCUGAUAUGAGCAGUCCAACUGAAACUAAAGAGAUUCUGUUAGUGGAUCUAAACUCUGAAAUUGAGACCAAACAGACUUUUACAAAAGAGGAUCUCUUCUUGAAUGGCAUCACGACCUCUCUUCCACAACCAAAGUCACAGCCACCUUUCUUGCCUGAGACUUCUUUUUCUGCCAAUCUCAGCUUCUUUCCCACACCUAAUCCAGACCCUUUCAGUGAUGAUCCUUUUGCACCACCAGACCAAUCUGCACAGCCUUCAUUUGAUUCUCUAGAAUCUGCCGAUCAGAAGAAGGAAGGUCUGGGUACCUUGACACCAGUGGGUAAUGGUGCUUCAAAUAGUGAUAUUGACUACUUUGGUAAAUGGUUUGACCAGAUUUCUAAUAGAACUGGCAAACGAGAAGCACUCACAAGUCAGUGGCCAUUUGAGAGUAAACUGCCUGCAGCAAGAACUCCAAAUGGGGUACCAGAGAGAGAACAGAAUGGCUUUCUUAAAGCCCCAUCAAACCUGUUUGUGGAAGGGCCUUCCAAAGGAGUAACUCUGCAGAAUGGAGUAAAGCUGGAUUCAGAAAGCAAUAUCCAGCUCAUGUCACAUGAGUCUGUAACAAUUAGCCCACCACCACAAAGUACCAAGCCAGGAAGAGGAAGGAGGUCUGUCAAGGUGAACAAAGUUCAAGUAAUUACUGGUGAAAUGCAUGCUCUUAGAGAAGCUGAGUGAAGGAAGCUUUCCUUUCUCCAUACUGUAUAACUGGCUAAGCAGCUUCACAAUGCAGCUACUACUCUUCCACCCACCAUGCUUCCUCUAGCCUCUCUGCAG